This is a messenger RNA of Haemorhous mexicanus (house finch), 1723 nucleotides long. RefSeq names its product chromosome Z C9orf40 homolog (gene CZH9orf40). NCBI's taxonomy places the organism in Eukaryota, Metazoa, Chordata, Aves, Passeriformes, Fringillidae. The record is from RefSeq and is a predicted model, not a curated record. The transcript is spliced from 2 exons. Bases 11 to 562 code for a protein of 183 amino acids.
CGUGGUGCUCAUGCGCGCUGCAGCGCGCGCCCGCCGCGCAUGCGCUGGUGGGGCACACGAGCUCCGCGGAGCCGCCGGCGCGCGGCCCCUCAUGGCCAAGCGGCGCGCGGAGCCGCUGAUGUGCCACGUGCCCGUGAAGCGGCUGCUGCGCGAGCCGGCGCUGCCCCGCGCGGGCGAGCGGCGGCCCCGGGCAGAGCUGGGCUCCACGGGCCCGGCUGCGCUCAAGCGCCCGCUAGAGGAGGCGGAGGCGCCGCCGGGAAAGCGACUCGGGCCCGGCGCCCCCCGUGCCCAGCCGGGGGACGCGAGCGGUGGGCGGCGCGGCGGGACUGUGGCGCCCCAGGACGCGCCAGCGGUGGAGGGACGCGCGGGCGGCCGGGGCAAAGAGCAACCUGCUGCCGCCGCCGAGCAAGAAGAAUUCUGUCAGUAUAACUCAUUCCUGUACUGGAGAGCACCACUGCCUGCUGUUGAUUUGUCUGAUAUUCAGAACCUAGAUGAAGAGACUCCAUCGGGUGCUAAAACUGCUACAAGGACUGAUACCGCAGAGACUGAAAUGGAAACCUGAUCAGUUGUUUCCUAGCUGUGCAUGUGUUCCCUGGAAGCUUGUUUCCACUGAGAAACAAGGCGUUGUUCCUUGGGUGAAUAAUAAGCAUGCUUAUGCGGUCUUGGAGAAACUGUUGUGGCAGUCUUUAAAAGCAAAUCGGAGUUGCCUUAGUGGAUGGGAUAAACGGUAUUGGCUACUUAACAGGAAGAUGUCUGAAGGUGUGCAGUAAGAAGGAGCCAACAGUGUCUAACAAGAAUAGUUGAAGACAUGGAGGCGGACUAAAAGAAGAAUAUAGAAAAUUAGAACUUUAGGAUGCAAUUUAAAGAAAUGGGGAUAUGUUACAUGUCAAAAGGAAAUGCAAAAUUAUUUUGUCUGUCCUGAACAAAAAAUGUGUGGUACCUGAAAGUGAAGUAUUUAACAUGUGAAUUUAUCAUAAAGCACACAAACUAGUGAUUUCUAUUGUGUUGUUUUUUUUUUUCCUGUAUAAUAGCUAAACCAAAAAGUAAGAGUCCUUCAAAAUUGGACAAAACAUUCCCUUUUCUAUGCAAACCAAAAACCAAGUGUGGCAGAGAAGGGGAAGGAAAAGGCGCUACUUUCUGCUGGAAACUGUUGCUGAUCUGAAAGGUUUUACAUUCUCAUUGUGAAAAGGUUUUUUCUCCUUUUUGCAUUAUGGACAGGAGUGGGCACCCAUUUUUUAUGGUUUUGGUUCAUUCUAAAGUUACUGCUAUUCUUAGUCUUUGUGAUGUUGCUCUGAACAAGUUGAUAGCAUCUGAAUGACAGGUUUGGGCAGAUGUGUCAAGAAAAGCUAGUGCAAUAUAAAAUGACCACACACACUCUUUCAAACUAUAUUGAAGGAGGUGUGGUUUUUGCAGAGACUGUGAAUCUUGCAGAAAGUUGUUGGAGAAUUUCAUUCAAAUAGUGGUUUUUUGCUGUGAAAUAUAAACUUAAUGUUUGUGAUUUGCAAUUUAUUUACAAACUGAAGUACAAUUAGAAAGGUGUUUUUAAUAAUAGACUGAAGUGGUAUAGGAAGACUUAGAUUUUGGAAUAUGAUUUGUCUUUAAGGAUAGAAAACAUUGUAUUUUUUCUGUAAUCACUGUGGAAAAAGGCAACUUUUGAAUUUUAUUUUUUUUAAUGAUGUGUUUGUUAAAGGACAAUAAAGUUUUGCCUGUGUGUAUAUGAAAA